This is a messenger RNA of Linnemannia hyalina, 282 nucleotides long. NCBI's taxonomy places the organism in Eukaryota, Fungi, Mortierellomycota, Mortierellomycetes, Mortierellales, Mortierellaceae. The record is from the annotation of a GenBank genome assembly.
AUGUCGACCGAUAAAGGAUACUACCCCACCACUGCACCUCCACAAUACCCCCAGCAGGUUGCCGGAUAUCCUCCGCAACAACCUUCUCCAUACGGUGCUCCCGGCUAUCCCCCAGCACAGUCGCCCUAUGGCCAGCCCGGAUACCCUUCACAAGGAUACCCCUCACAGGGAUACCCCCAACAGCCGGGUUAUCCUCAACAGGGUUACCCUACCUCGCCUGCGCCUCAGGGAUACUAUGCUCAAUCGCUCUUGGUGCCUGCUUGUGCUGUUGUCUCGAUGUAA